This is a messenger RNA of Aspergillus brunneoviolaceus CBS 621.78, 849 nucleotides long. RefSeq lists its product as uncharacterized. The transcript has 2 exons. The record is from RefSeq and is a predicted model, not a curated record. NCBI's taxonomy places the organism in Eukaryota, Fungi, Ascomycota, Eurotiomycetes, Eurotiales, Aspergillaceae. Gene Ontology annotation, cellular component: mitochondrion. Gene Ontology annotation, biological process: mitochondrial respiratory chain complex III assembly. The coding region runs from base 1 to 849 and encodes 282 amino acids.
AUGUGCAGCGCUAGCAGUGUUACGCAAAAAGUGACUCACAAUUCCUCGGUCCUGAAGAAGCGCUUCGCUAGCCAACGGCUUGAGCAGACCGCAUACCCAGUGUCUGGAUUUCACUCACAAAGUGCUCUAGCUUCAUCACAGCUAGCGCGGGCAAUUGCUUCACGCUCUGGCACACCUGCAGAGACAUACGUUGCGUAUGGUCUGACUCAGAAGCUCUUCGAGGCCUGUUCUACCCAAGCAGAAUACACUAUACCGCAGUUAAAUAAAAGAGGACAGGUUCCCAAGACUGAUGCCGGAGAGGAUCUUGGGGUUGGCGAAGGAUGGUGGUAUAAAGAAUUGGGGCUCUUGCCCACAUUUUCCACAUGGUCACAAGUCACUUUCCUGCACAUGUACCUAUUGACUGCCCGACUACGUGCUCUCCCAUCACAUGAAAGCCUUCAAACUUACUCACAACACUUGAUCGACCACUUCUCGCACAAUGCCGAGCAUCGCAUGGAUGUACUUCAUGGGUUGACCAGUCGUGCUAUCAGGAAUAAAUUUCUCAAGGACCUAUUCAUCCAGUGGCGUGGUGCAUUGGCAGCUUACGAUGAAGGCAUAAUCAAGGGGGAUGCUGUACUCGGCGCUGCUAUCUGGAGGAACUUGUGGAAGGCCGGUCACACCGCUCCUAACGGCGAUGAAAUGGAUUGGACCAAGAUUGCCCUUGUUGUCGCAUAUAUGCGACGGGUGCUGCAUGAUCUCUCUCUCGUGAAUGAGCCAGAUCUGGCACUUCAGUUAGGACGUGAAAAGGGAGGCCGGCCUGGUAUAUUCUCGUUCUCUCAGGCAGAUAAGAAGCUGGUUUACGGGAAAUGA